This is a messenger RNA of Panicum hallii, 3050 nucleotides long. RefSeq names its product pentatricopeptide repeat-containing protein At1g10270-like. The coding region runs from base 72 to 2480 and encodes 802 amino acids. Gene Ontology annotation, cellular component: chloroplast. Gene Ontology annotation, molecular function: protein binding. The record is from RefSeq and is a predicted model, not a curated record. The transcript has 2 exons. Lineage: Eukaryota; Viridiplantae; Streptophyta; Magnoliopsida; Poales; Poaceae.
CGCCGCAGUGCCGCACGCCCACAACACACCGCCUUCCUUCUUCCCGCCGCCGCCGACCACCACAGGUGGUCAUGGCGCUCUACCGCCGUCUCCUGCUCCUCCGCCGCCUGUCCCACCUCCACCCCUCGCCCUUCCCCGCCCCCGCGAUCGGCUCCUCACCACCGCCCACCCUUGCGGGGCUCCUCAACCCCAUGGGGCGCCGCCACUUCGCCUUCUCCUCCGCCGAGGAGGCCGCCGCCGAGCGCCGCCGCCGCAAGCGCCGACUCCGCAUCGAGCCGCCGAUGAACGUCCUCCGCCGCGGGCCGCCUCCCCCGCGGGACCCCAACGCGCCCCGCCUCCCCGACACCACCUCCGCGCUCGUGGGCCCGCGCCUCAGCCUCCACAACCGCGUCCAGUCCCUCAUCCGCUCGGGGGAUCUCGACGGCGCGGCGGUCGCCGCCCGCGCCGCCGUCUCCUCCCGCGUCCGGCCCACCGUCUUCACCUGCAACGCCGUCGCCGCGGCCAUGGUCCGCGCCGGGCGCCACGACGACUCCGUCGCCCUGUUCGAGUUCUUCUUCCGCCGCUCCAACAUCGUCCCCAACAUCGUCUCCUACAACACCCUCAUCCUCGCCCACGUCGAGGCCGCCCGCGUCGACGACGCGAUGCAGGUGUAUCGCGAGAUGCUCGCGUCCGCGCCCUUUUCCCCCUCCGCCGUCACCUACCGCCACCUCACCAAGGGCCUCGUCGCUGCCGGCCGCAUCCGCGACGCCCUGGAUCUCCUUCGUGAGAUGCUCCGCAAUGGUGGUGCUGACUCGCUCGUCUACAACAACAUCAUCGCUGGCUACAUUGACCUCGACGACUGGGGCAGGGCCUUCGAGCUCUUCAACGAGCUCACCGGGAAGUGCGUUGUCUACGACGGAGUCGUCCACACCACCUUCAUGGAGGGCUACUGGAAGCAGGGCAAGGACAAGGAGGCCAUGGACAACUACCAGUCCCUGCUCGCACGGGGCUUCAAGAUGACGCCGGCCACCUGCAACGUCCUGCUCGAGACACUCUUCAAGCAUGGCAAGGACAAGGAUGCCAACGACCUGUGGGAGACCAUGAUGGACAACCACACACCACCGAGCUUCAUUGGCAUCAACGCCGAAUCCUACAGUGUCAUGGUCAACCAGUGCUUUAAGGAGGGCAAGUUCCAGCAGGCAAUUGAGGUAUUUCACCGCCAGCCCAGGAAGAAUGUCCAGAUGGAUGUUGGUUGCUUCAACAACAUCAUUGGUAAGCUCUGUGAGAACGGGAUGCUUGCUGAGGCAGAGAAGCUCUUUGAAGAGAUGGAGACCAAGUCGGUCCUUCCAGAUGUGUACACCUACACUUACCUUGUUGACUCGUGCUUCAAGGAAGGCCGUGUGGAAGAUACCAUGCAGUAUUUCUAUAAAAUGGCAGAUGGGAGGGAGCAUGGGCCAAAGUUCAAUAUUGGUUUCUUCAACCGUAUGUUUGAAGGACUUACAGAGGCUGGCUGGAUUGAUGAUGCCUUGAAGGUGUAUGGGAGGGUGCCUGACAAGGAGAUCAAACCAAACACAGCAACCUUUGAAAUCCUUGUCAAAGCCUUAUGCAAGGAAGGGGACUUGGAUCGAGCACGGGACCUAGUGAUGGACAUGGUAAGGGGUGGUGUUGUGCCUUCUCAAGAGUUCCGUGACUCUGUUGUUGACAUUUUCAAGAAGUCUGAUCGCCAGGAAGAAAUCGAGAAAGCUUUUGAAGAAAAGCCUUUGCCAAUACCUCAGCCAAGGACAGAGUAUCAGCCAAGAACAGAGAAUCGCCCUCGCAAUGCAAUUGGUGUUGCUCAAGGGAAAGAACCUGGCUUUAGCUCAGGUCCACCAGUGCAGCCUGGAUUUGGUUACUCUCAACAGCAACGGCCAGCAUUUAAAGACACUCAAAGUCAGCAGCUUGAGUUUGACUCAUCUCGGCAAUGGCAUUCAGUUUUUGGUGCUCCUCAAGCGCCGCACCCAGGAUAUGGUGCACCUCGGCAUGUACAGUCUGCAGUUGCUUCCCCUCAGCCACCACGGCCACAGUUUGGUGCUUCUCAGGGUAAUUCAGGGUAUAGCAACCAUCAAUCACAAGCGGGGUAUGGUUCCCGGCUGCCUCAGUCAGGAUAUGGCUUUGCGCCUCACCAAGAACAAGUAGGAUUUGGAAAUCAAGUACCACCUGCACCGCCUGCAUAUGUGGCUUCCCAAAGCCAACCUUCACAUGGUACACACUGGAGCCAGAGUUAUGGAUCACCCCAAGGCCAGCUGGGGUAUGGCGUUCCUCAAGGGCUGCCACAUGCUUCUCAUUUGCCACAGCACCAGGCAGAUUUUGGUGUGCAACAGGUCCAAAAUGACAAUGGGUUUCCUCGUUCGCAGCAACAAUCAAAUUCUGUAGCUCGUCAUGGGCAGACUGAUGUAAGCGCAAUUGAAGAUGAAUCAAAGUUUGGCGGUUCAUAUUGGCAACAAAGCAAUGGCAACCUUUGAAAUCCUUGUCAAAUCCUUAUGCAAGGAAGGGUACUUGGAUCGAGCACUGAAGUUGACAAACGGUCAAUUUUUGUCAUAUCCGUAAUCCACUGAAGUCUGAAGUAUUCACAGCCUGCUCAAACCCCUUAAAUUAUUUGAGCUAGCAAUUUAGGAUUCCUAUGUUCAAGAAGUCCACCGGAGCUGUUUUUUUGGUGAAGUGCAACCUGCUGGAACAAGUCAAUUGCAAGGAUCAAUUGAUGAAUGAUGCUGAUGGCUCUCCUUUUGAUUGUGACUGUGAUUGAUUCAUCGAUUGCGAACUUGUUGUAAUGUAUGUUGGAGCUCGAUGGGACUUGUCAUUUAAAUUUGUUGCCGUUUAGACAUUGACCAGUGAGGCAUUUACCUUGGGUUUUGAUCUUGUUCAUCAUGAGCUGAACACUGAACUUCUGAACCUGGUAGCUUUAGUGCUUGGUUUUGUAUGCCAUUAAUGAUCUAUCAUCUAUGCAUAUUGAACUAUCCUUGUAUAUAAGGAUUAUAAGCAUAUUCCUCUGAAGUCUGAAUAUAUACUGUCUGUAUGACUGAGGCUGUUGUUGA